UAUCAUCGUUGUUGUGUUCGGUUGUGCAGCGGAGGAAGGCUGUUUAAUUUCAGAGCAAAGUUGCCUCCCGGAAUAUGCAACAAUUAUCAUAACAUAAAUCUGUGCGUUAGAAUUGUGAAAGUGAGCGAGUGUGAGUGGGUGUGGAGUUCUGUGUUUCGGGAAUAACAAAGCCAACGACAUGGAAAAGCAUAUAAAUUGCGCAUUGUUGUUUUUGGCGUCGCUCUUGUUGUUUUUGCAAGGAGCUAGCGUCAGUGCAGCGAACGCCGCCGAUGUUGUUGCACCCGCCGAAGUUGUUGCAGCUGCACCAGCUCAACCAAACUUAAAUGAUAAAAUCAAAGUGUUCACCGUUGCCACGGAGCCAACCGAUGGAUAUCGCCGUUAUAUACGCUCUGCCCAAGUUUACGAUAUUGAGGUGCAAACCCUCGGCCUGGGCGAGGAAUGGCAAGGCGGUGACAUGAAGGGCCUUGGCGGCGGCUACAAAAUCAAUUUGCUGCGUAAGGCUGUCCAGGAACUCAAGGAUGCUGAGGAUACCAUCAUACUAUUUACGGACAGUUACGAUGUCGUCUUCACAGCUCCGCUUACGGAGAUCUUGGAAAAGUUCAAGGAAUCCGGUGCCAAGGUGCUGUUCUCGGCAGAGAAGUAUUGCUGGCCCGACAAGAGUCUCGCGGAUAGUUAUCCUGCGGUGGGGCCCAAGGAGUCACGCUAUUUGAACUCGGGCGCCUUCAUCGGCUACGCGCCACAGGUGGUUGAGCUGCUGAAGGAGGAAAUCGAGGAUACGGGCGAUGAUCAAUUGUAUUACACGAAAAUCUUCCUGGACGAGGCAAAGCGUGCCAAGCUGAACAUCAAACUGGAUACGCAGUCGCGUCUGUUCCAAAGCCUGAAUGGUGCCCAAAACGAUGUGAAGCUAGAGGUGGAUCUUGACUCUAAUCAAGGCGUGUUGCAAAACAUCGAUUUCCUGACCACGCCCGCCAUUAUCCAUGGCAAUGGGCCGAGCAAAAUCAACUUGAAUGCCUAUUCCAACUAUCUGGCCAAGACUUUCAGUGGCGUCUGCACCUUCUGCCAGGAGUAUCCGCUAGAGCUGAAUGAGCAAGAGCUGCCUAUCAUCACUCUAGCUGUGAUCGUGAAUCAACCUGUGCCUUUCCUUGAUAUGUUCCUGGCUGGCAUCGAGAAGCUCAACUAUCCUAAGAAGUCGAUGCACCUCUUCAUGUACAGCAACGCUGAGCUGCACGAUGAGCUCGUGCAGUCCUAUGUGAAGAACCAGGGCAAGAGCUAUGCCAGCGUCAAGUAUAUCCUAUCCACGGAUGGUUUGACUGAAAGUCAGGGCCGGCAAUUGGCACUUGACAAAGCAAAGCAGAAGAACAGCGACUACAUUUUCUACGUGGACGGCGAUGCGCACAUCGAGGACAGCGAAGUGCUGCGGGAGCUGCUCAGAAUGAACAAGCAAUUUGUGGCGCCGGUGUUCUCCAAAUACCACGAGCUGUGGAGCAACUUUUGGGGCGCGCUCUCCGAGACGGGCUACUAUGCACGCUCCCAUGACUACGUGGACAUUGUCAAGCGGAGUUUGAUCGGCAUGUUCAAUGUUCCACAUGUGACGACAAUCUAUCUGAUCAAAAAGAGCGCCUUCGAUGCCGUCAAAUUCGAGCACAAGGAACUCGACCCUGAUAUGGCCAUGUCUGAUUCUCUGAGAGAUGCGGGCGUCUUCAUGUACGUCAGCAAUGAGCGUUAUUUCGGUCAUCUGAUCAAUGCGGAUAACUUCAACACGACCGUAGCACGUCCCGAUUUCUAUACCCUGUUCAGCAAUCGCUAUGACUGGACCCUGAAGUACAUCCAUCCCAAUUAUUCGACCCAGCUAAACGAGAGCGUGGUCAUUCCACAGCCCUGCCCCGACGUCUAUUGGUUCCAGAUUGUGACCGACGCCUUCUGCGACGAUUUGGUGGCUAUUAUGGAAGCGUAUGGCAAGUGGUCUGAUGGCAGCAAUAGCGAUACGCGAUUGGAGGGUGGCUACGAGGCGGUGCCCACACGUGACAUUCACAUGCGACAAGUGGGACUCGAUGCGCUCUAUCUGAAGUUUUUGCAAAUGUUUGUGCGCCCGCUUCAGGAGCGUGUCUUCAUGGGAUACUUCCAUGAUCCUCCGCGCUCUCUGAUGAACUUCAUGGUGCGCUACAAGCCCGAUGAGCAGCCCUCUCUGCGUCCACAUCACGAUUCGUCGACCUACACAAUCAACAUCGCAAUGAAUCGGGCGGGCAUUGAUUACGAAGGCGGCGGCUGUCGCUUUUUGAGAUACAAUUGCUCUGUGACUGAGACGAAGAAAGGCUGGAUGCUAAUGCAUCCGGGUCGUUUGACUCACUUCCAUGAGGGCCUACUGGUGACCAAGGGCACACGCUAUAUCAUGAUUUCCUUUAUCGAUCCGUAGGCGUUGCUACCAGACGAUGCUACUAUAUGAACUGCCAUGAGAAGGCCACUCCAAAGAAUUUAUAGUUAGUUUAAAGUAAGCAACUCGAAUCAAAUCUAGUUUAGUCUUGGAAUGUGGUCCAUUAAAAUGCCUAAGUUGGUCGUUCGUUUGCCAAAUAUCCUGACAAAACGCAAAGUUUGUCUUCGUAAAUCCAGGGUCUGAAAAAAACUUUAUUAAGCCUUAAGUUUAAUCUAAUUUUUUCGAAUCGUGUUUAAUUCACUAUGCAAAUACAACAAAAAGAUGUACACAAA
Messenger RNA from Drosophila navojoa, 2703 nucleotides. RefSeq names its product procollagen lysyl hydroxylase (gene Plod). The record is from RefSeq and is a predicted model, not a curated record. Gene Ontology annotation, biological process: peptidyl-lysine hydroxylation. Gene Ontology annotation, cellular component: endoplasmic reticulum. Gene Ontology annotation, molecular function: iron ion binding; procollagen-lysine 5-dioxygenase activity; L-ascorbic acid binding. Lineage: Eukaryota; Metazoa; Arthropoda; Insecta; Diptera; Drosophilidae.